AUAACAAUAACAAGAAGAAACUUGAAAUUCAUUAAGUAAGUUUAUUCAGGUACAGGUACACAUAAAUACAGUUAUAUACGUUACCAUACAUAGCAGCAUAUGUGUAGAUUACCCAGGAUGACCUGAAAAAGUCAGACAAAAUGAUAUAACUCUCAAUAUGGCGCCAGAAUGGCCAAUUGGAGAAAGUAAAACUUACCAGCAAAAGCUCUUGAUUCCAGGAACAAAUAAGAGAAAACUAUUUGGAAUUUUAGAAAAACCAAACCUACCACCAUCUGCCCCAAGUGUAACCUACAAGAUUUUUAUGUUUGGGAAAGCAUCCUCAGGAAAGACAUGGACUAUGAAUCGACUGUCAGGACAGGAAUUACCAUCUCAACACAUAGAAACAGCAGGAAUCCAGUGUAGUAAUGUAUAUUGGCCAAUGAAGAUUGGUAACCGUCUUAUCUUAUUCCGUCUAGAAAUAUGGGAUGCUGGAGAUUCUAGUGUCAAACGCUACAACCACAUAUUGCCAGCUUGUCGCGAAGGAGUCGAUGCUGUUUUACUGUGCUUCUCAGUAAUAGACCGAGAGAGUUGGACAGAGUUACCACGUUUGUUAUCAUCUGCUACUCAACCAGCAGAUCGUGCUGCCAAAAUUGCUGUAGCAACAAGGUAUGAUCAGUUCUCACAUCGAGAGGUAACUGAGGCAGAGAUGGAAUCCUUUGAAGCAGUUCAUGGAGUACCAAUCUUGAAGCUUGGAGGCACUGGAGAUGACCACUCAGAUGAAUUAACUCACACAGCACCCAUCCUCAAUUUUCUGUGCAAACGACUUUGGCAACGUGAUCAAGAGCUUCUCUCUGUCAAGCAAUGAAGCCUAUGCUGUUAUAUAAUAUUAUGUAUAUUCAUAACAAUAAAUUCAUGUAUCUAAUUAA
This is a messenger RNA of Cherax quadricarinatus, 905 nucleotides long. Its product is annotated as ciliogenesis and planar polarity effector 2. Lineage: Eukaryota; Metazoa; Arthropoda; Malacostraca; Decapoda; Parastacidae. The record is from RefSeq and is a predicted model, not a curated record. Gene Ontology annotation, molecular function: GTPase activity; GTP binding.